Messenger RNA from Meloidogyne enterolobii, 1221 nucleotides. NCBI's taxonomy places the organism in Eukaryota, Metazoa, Nematoda, Chromadorea, Rhabditida, Meloidogynidae. The record is from the annotation of a GenBank genome assembly.
AUGUUGACAGCUUUUCAACGAAAUUCAUUUUUUCAAUCAAAUAUUGAAAAUAAUACCUCCUCCCCUCCUCCGCCUGCUACAAUUAAAAAUGAUUUAAUUACAAAUUCUAAAAAUCCUUCUAAAGAAUUAAUUGAUUCUAAUCAACAUAAAAUAAUUAAUUGGCUUAAAAUAGAAGUGGAAUUGGAGGAGGAAUUAGCUGUUAGAAUUGGAUAUUUGUUAAUUAAUAAUGGAUUCGAUUGUUUUGAAUUUUUGAAAGGCUCUUUAAAUACAAAAUUUAUGACAGAACUUGGAAUUGAAAGAAAAUCUCAAUUACGUAUAUGUCGGUGUUUGGAUGAACCUUCCACACAAAUAAUUUGUAUUCCCAAUGCAUUAAUGUUCGAUUCAAUUUCCGAUUGGCUAAAGGCUCUUAAUUUGUCUGAAUUAUUUUCUAAAUUCUCAAAAGAAAAUAUUACCUCAAUUAAAGAUUUAAUUAAUUUUAAAUUAAAUAGAAAUAAUUUGGAGAAAUUAGGAAUAACAAAAUUGGGGCAUAUUGCAAGAAUAAUUAGAUCAAUUGACAUGGCUGUUACCUCGAAUGUUAAUGUUUCCAAGGAAGGAGCUAGCAACACUACUAAUUCAAUUUCAACAUCAUUAUUACCUUCUGAUAAUAAAUUAAAUAAUAAUUUAUCAGAAUUAAAUGCCACCACUUCAUUAAGUACAAUAUCUUCGAGUACUACUAACAAUUCAAUAACUUCCUCUCGAGGGAUUUCUCUUUCCCCUUCAAAAGGAUUGGAUUUAACAACCCUUAGAAUUAAAUUAAGAAAAGGUUGUGUCAGGUUUUCUGCUCAUUAUCUUGGAUCUAUUGAAAUUUCGAAUAUUUCUGAUGGAAGUGAAGAAUGUAGACAAACAAUGCAUUCAAUUAAGUCUAAAGCCAACCAAGUUUCUGGAGUACCUCAAGUUCUGUUAGAUAUUUCAAUCUCUGGUAUUAACAUUCUUGAUUGCCAAACACAAACAGCAAUUCAUCGCCAUUCAAUUAAUCAAAUACAAAUUGUUUGCCAAGACAAUUUGGAUUUAAAUUUCUUUUCGUAUAUUUUUAAAGAUGGGGAAGAACAAAAUAAUUAUUAUUGUCAUUGUUUUUGUGUUUUAACAUCUUUACUAGCAAAAGAAAUAAUUACAACACUUGGAGAAGCCUUUAAUUUAGCUUAUAAAAUGGCUUUGCAACAAAAUAUACCUACAAAUAUUUAA